AUGUCGGCUCUGAAUUCCGACAAAGUGCCGACAUCGGAAGAUCCAAAGACAGAAUCAAAUCUUGCGGUGGAAGAUGCAAUUCGAGAAGCCACAAAUGAUCGUGUGAGGAUCGUCCUUCUGAGCAUAGUGAAGGAAAGCUCAGUGGCCAGAGACUUGGUGAGCAAAGAAUUGCUCGUUCAACAAAAGGAAGACAGCGCAUCCAGGAAUCCGAAGAAAAGAAAGCGGUACGAAAUCUGCAAACAGUGCAGCAAAGAAUACGCGGUUGAGCAGAACCACGAGAAGAUUUGCGUCCACCAUCCCGGUGCCAAACAGCUGGAUUUCAAUUCGGGCUUCUGGAAAUUUGUCAAGAACGAUGACCAAAUCAAGGAUGACGAAGAGUCGCAGGAAGGCUAUGAGUGGACAUGUUGUCACGAGCGCGGCAACGCUGUUGGCUGCACAACGUCCGAGCACUCGCCACAGGAGAUCAAGCACACCAAGUUGAAGUUCUACGAUGAAUAG
Messenger RNA from Exophiala bonariae, 498 nucleotides. RefSeq lists its product as uncharacterized. The transcript has 2 exons. The record is from RefSeq and is a predicted model, not a curated record. The coding region runs from base 1 to 498 and encodes 165 amino acids. Lineage: Eukaryota; Fungi; Ascomycota; Eurotiomycetes; Chaetothyriales; Herpotrichiellaceae.